GCGCGCCUCCGGCGUUGCAUCAUCUUCAGCCAGCAGUGGCUCUGAAGGAAGGCUGGGCGCGGCGAGGUCUGCUCUGCCUCUGCUCCAGCCCACAGCCCACGUCUCUCUUUAUCUUUCUGAAAACUGUUCCUGUAGGGAGCCGCAGAGCUCGGGAGCCGCAGCUGGCACAGGCCACUGUCUCCGCCUGAUCCAUUCAUUCGAAACCGGUCUUUUCUCCAAGUCCAAGUUCCUCGCGUGUUGCCGCUUAGAGCGGUGGGCAGCGACAUGGAGAAGAGCGGCGAAACCAACGGCUACCUCGACGGCACCCAGGCAGAGCCUGCGGCCGGGCCCCGAACGCCCGAGACGGCGACGGGCAAAGCGCAGCGCUGUGCUGGCUUUUUUCGGCGCCACGCGCUGGUGCUGCUCACCGUGUCCGGGGUGUUAGUGGGCGCCGGCAUGGGCGCGGCGCUGCGGGGGCUGCAGCUCACCCGCACGCAGGUCACUUACCUGGCCUUCCCCGGCGAGAUGCUGCUCCGCAUGCUGCGCAUGAUCAUCCUACCGCUCGUGGUUUGCAGCCUGGUGUCGGGCGCCGCCUCCCUGGACGCCAGCUCCCUCGGACGUCUGGGUGGCAUCGCCGUCGCUUACUUCGGCCUCACCACGCUGAGCGCCUCUGCGCUCGCCGUUGCUCUGGCGUUCAUCAUCAAGCCAGGGGCGGGCGCGCAGACCCUCCAGUCCAACAGCCUGGGGCUGGAGAACUCAGGCCCUCCUCCGGUCUCCAAAGAGACGGUGGACUCUUUCCUCGAUUUACUCAGAAACCUGUUUCCUUCCAAUCUCGUGGUUGCCACAUUCACUACGUCUGCAACCGAUUACACGAUGGUGACCCAUAACACCAGCUUGGGGAAUGUGACCACAGAGAAGAUCCCCAUCGUCACAGAUGUGGAGGGGAUGAACAUUUUAGGACUGGUCCUUUUUGCCCUGGUGUUAGGAGUGGCUCUAAAGAAACUCGGCCCCGAGGGCGAAGAACUCAUCCGAUUCUUCAACUCCUUCAACGAGGCCACCAUGGUGCUGGUGUCAUGGAUCAUGUGGUACGUACCUAUAGGCAUCAUGUUCCUGAUCGGAAGCAAGAUUGUAGAAAUGAAGGACAUCAUCACGCUCGUGACGAGCCUCGGGAAAUACAUCUUCGCUUCUAUACUGGGCCAUGUUAUCCAUGGAGGAAUUGUUCUGCCUCUUGUCUAUUUCGCUUUGACGAGGAAAAACCCGUUCACAUUCCUCCUGGGCCUCCUCACCCCAUUUGCGACAGCUUUUGCGACCUGUUCCAGCUCCGCGACCCUUCCGUCUAUGAUGAAGUGCAUCGAGGAAAACAACGGUGUAGACAAGAGGAUCAGCAGGUUCAUCCUCCCCAUUGGGGCCACGGUCAAUAUGGAUGGAGCAGCCAUCUUCCAGUGUGUGGCCGCGGUGUUCAUUGCCCAACUCAACAAUGUGGACCUGAACGCGGGACAGAUUUUCACCAUUCUAGUGACUGCCACAGCGUCCAGCGUUGGAGCCGCAGGGGUGCCGGCUGGAGGCGUCCUCACCAUCGCCAUCAUCCUGGAGGCCAUCGGAUUGCCCACUCAUGACCUCUCUCUGAUCCUGGCUGUGGACUGGAUUGUGGACCGGACCACCACUGUGGUGAAUGUGGAAGGCGAUGCCCUGGGAGCGGGGAUCCUCAACCACCUGAAUCAGAGGGCCGUGAAGAAAGGUGAGCAGGAGCUGCAAGAAGUGAAGGUGGAAGCCAUUCCCAAUUCCAAGUCUGAGGAGGAGACGUCGCCUCUAGUGACACACCAGAACCCGGCAGGCCCCGUGGCCGUUGCUCCUGAACUGGAAUCCAAGGAGUCGGUGCUGUGAUUGGGCGGGAUCUUGGGCCGGCCUGCUAGGACCAGCAACCCAUCCUGGUAGCCUGCCCCAUUGGCGUGGGCAUGGCCCUCACAGACUCUCCACAGGCACAGAGCUGCCAGGCCAGGACUGCUUCCUGAGGACUAGAACACUCUGAUGUUUGUCUCCGUGGAUCCAUGUCUCAGCUGUGGAUACACCUUGACUCUACUUGGAAACCCCCUUGAGCUGCCAGGCCUGAGGGAUUCCAGGUCCACGGAGGCCUGGAGAUCAAGGUUGUGGGGAUGCGGAUGGAUUGUUCACGGUCCCCCUGGAGCUCUGCAUCUGGUGGUUUCCGGGCAAACCAGAUUUCCGGGUUUAUAGUUGUCUAUCACGUUGUCUCUGCAGCAGCAGACACUGAAGAGCUUCCCAGAGUCUGAGACUGAGCUGGAAUCUGCUGAGCUGCGCUGGCUUAAGGGAUUAUGCUCCACUUGUGUGGGCGGCUUCUAAGGGACCAGAGGUGAAACAAGUGAGACAUACUGUGUGGGGUGGUUAGCACACCUGGGGGCUCGGCUUGAGCAAACCAUGAACUCCGAGGUCAGGGGCAGACUGGGGAGCACCCUAAAGAAGAUGGGACAGGACUGGUCCCAUUCUAGACCUGAGGCACUUCUCUGCUCCUGCUGAGUGAGGCCUGGCCUUCACCAGCACUUCCUGUCCUUUCCCAUUUGGAUUUAGUCGCAGACCGUAGGACCUCCUCCUCUGGGAGGGGCGGUGUGGUCACUACACUGCCGACUCAUGUUGGUCUGUCAGUCUACUACUGGUUUGACUGGGUCCUUCCUAAAAUGAGCUACAAAGUCAUAUAUACUCCCCAAUAAACCCACACGCUAACCAAGGCUGAGCUCUGUCCCCAGGCCCCUGUCUGGUUUCCACAGUACAUUACUUGCUCGUGUGAGACUAUGGUUAGCCCUGGGUAACCUGUCUCAUGUAACCUGCCUCUUGCCUACUUCGCUGAGGUCUGAUAAGGCUAAGGAUAAAUUUGUGGAUAUUGUUGUUUUGCUUCUGGGAAGUCGAGUUCCAGCGCCUGUGAGAGCCCGGUUCCCCGAGAGACAGCGUUCCCCAUGAAGGCCGCCUGCCGGCAUGAGCAGCUUUCCAGAACUGUUAUCCUCAUCCUUCAGAACUCGAGCUCUGAAGAGAUGUGAAGCCUCUUCUUAACAAGCUACCAACUUCUACACAUUUCUGGGUACCCAACUGUGUUGUUACUCUGAACCCACAGUUUCUGCCAACCCCUCGACUAACAGGAGAUUAAGUCCCUAAGUCAUCGGCUUCCCUCCUUCCCUUGCUUUCUCUGCUGUGUUAUCACCGGACCCAUGCAUACUUGGGACAGAUCUGUUUUAAAAUGGGGCCUGUGCCUGAGCGGAGGGGCGGGCGAGGAGCAGAGCCCAGGCGGCCAGGGUGAAGGCCCACGGGCGAGGAGCAGAGCCCAGGCGGCCAGGGUGAAGGCCCAGCUCUCUAAAGCAACUGAGCCACUCCGCUCUCCCUUGGGGCCAGGAACUCAGCAGGGAGUGGCAAACCUUGUUGCCAACACUUUUUUAAAAAGGCGAAUCAAUCACAUUGUUUGAUUAUGAGUAAGCAUUUGAUACUUUUUUAAGUUUCAGUGGAUCUUUUCCUCUGUACUUACCUAUACUUUAUGUAUCUUUGUGUGUGUGUGUGUGUGUGUGUGUGUGUGUGUGUGCGCGUGCAUGUGCGCACUCGGCUUGUAGCUCCAAGCAAGUCUGAGUUUGGAUAAAGGGGAACUAAACUACAAUUAUGUCUUUGGCAUCCUGAUAUUCUCAUUGCUAAAGAAUAUCAUUAAGUAGGGAUUGGAGUUGGACAGGGAAGCACACCGGGUGGACACUCAGGUCUCAACCUGGACCCACAGUGAUGAGUGCGGCUGUGGGUGGAGGAAGAUGCUCUGCCUGGGAUCUCCCUCUUGGAAGCCAAAAGAGGAGGCGGUCCCGCGCCUCCCCGAGUUCUGGCUCUCAGAGAAGCUGAUGGAGUUUUGUAACAGGGAAGACACCACCACAACUGUCUGAAAUGUCUCCUGGCUAUUUUUCUAACAUGUUCAUCUCUUGAUGUUUUGUGUAUGUGUGACAUUUGCCUUAAAACAUAGCACAGCCAUCAAAAAUGAGUACCGUAUUUUUACUGGCA
Messenger RNA from Apodemus sylvaticus (European woodmouse), 4014 nucleotides. RefSeq names its product solute carrier family 1 member 4 (gene Slc1a4). Gene Ontology annotation, molecular function: L-serine transmembrane transporter activity; L-threonine transmembrane transporter activity; L-alanine transmembrane transporter activity. Gene Ontology annotation, cellular component: plasma membrane. NCBI's taxonomy places the organism in Eukaryota, Metazoa, Chordata, Mammalia, Rodentia, Muridae. Gene Ontology annotation, biological process: L-serine transport; L-glutamate transmembrane transport. Bases 265 to 1863 code for a protein of 532 amino acids. The record is from RefSeq and is a predicted model, not a curated record. The transcript is spliced from 8 exons.